Molecule: messenger RNA, 1491 nt
Organism: Parascedosporium putredinis
Lineage: Eukaryota; Fungi; Ascomycota; Sordariomycetes; Microascales; Microascaceae
Source: the annotation of a GenBank genome assembly
AUGUCCACUCUGGCAGCGGAUAUGGCUUUCAACUUCAACUUCGACACUUGCGAGUCGCCCAUCCAGGGCCCCGAGUUCGCCUUCGACUCCUCCUUCCUCCAGAUGCCCCAGAUGCCCCACCACCCUGGCCAUGCCCGGUCCAGCUCCCGCGGAUCUAUCUACUCUGUUGUCUCCGCCGAUCAGAGCCUUGACGCUUCCAUCGCCAUCCAGGCCCAGCCAGCCUCCAAGAGGAUCAGGACCUCGACCUCGCCCUGCCCUCCCAAGCCCGUUCGCAAGACCCACUCCAGGAGCUACACCAGCCCCAACGUCAUGAGCUUCAACAUGCCCUUCGUUGCCCACCCUGAGGAGCAGCAACCCUCUCUUCUAUGCUCGCCUGCCCCCUUCAUUGCCCAGCAGCAGCAGCAGCAGGACCAAGCUCGCCGCUCUUCCUCCUGCGACCCCUCCCCCGAGGCGACUUACAUGUAUGCGCCUGCCUCUGUCGAAGAGUACGCCUCGCGCGAGGUUUCUCCCCUUGCCUUCUCCGCUGAGCCGACGCCCACCACUACCCUCAUGUCCUACCUGACUGCCUCCAACCCGGCGCCUUCUUUGGUCCGCACCAUCUCCUACCAUCACCGCGACCCCAACACCAAGAACUUUUGGUGGGAUGUCCGCCAGGUUCGCCCCUGGUCCAACUUCAACGCCUCCACUAUCCUCUCCCUCCCUGGCGCCGACACCCUCCUCUCCUGCCCUGUCGCUCUUCCCCUCCUUCCUACCCCUCCCACGCCCUCCAACCGCCACCCAGAGACCGAAGCUGCCCUACACUCUAUCUACGCUUCCUACUAUCUUCCCAAGCUUAACUCUGCCCUCGCCGUGUCCUCCACCCGGCCUGUGAUGCUCUCAGUGCCCCUAAGCCGCGCCGCCAUGUUUGGUGGGAAGCCUACCGCUCGCGUUGUCGGCCUCGUCCGCUCCUUUGACCGCUUCAACACGGGCAUGCGCGCUGAGGGCAACAUCAAGCGCGUCGAGUACCUCCGUGGCCUCGCCGCUCUCCAUCACGCCAUGCGCGAGCACUCGUGCCGCUACGGCUUCAUUCUCACCGAGAUUGAGCUCGUCGUCGUCCGCAACGGCACCGACGGUACCCCGCACUUUGGCUACCUUGAGAUCGCCAGCAUCCAGCUUGCCAGUGCCUCUGACCCGUCCCUCGCCUCCGAGGCCCUCGACGCUUCCUCCCUCGAGUGCGGCGAGGUACCCUUGACCGCCUGCCUCGCCCUCUGGGGUCUCUGCAUGCUCGCUUCGGGCGACCAACUCCCCGCCGGCCACGCCCACUGGAAGAGCGAGAUUGGCGCCCCUGCCGAGGGUACCAGGCGCAAGGCGCUGCCUCGCGACGACUGGAUGCCCCAGCCCCAGCUCGCCGAGAAGAGGGAGGCCAAGCGUGCCCGCGGCUGGGUCCUACCUGAGGAUCCCGUUGGCAGGAAGGAACUUGGAAAGCGGGGCGUUAGGUACUCGGCCUGUUAA